Messenger RNA from Sphenostylis stenocarpa, 453 nucleotides. NCBI's taxonomy places the organism in Eukaryota, Viridiplantae, Streptophyta, Magnoliopsida, Fabales, Fabaceae. The record is from the annotation of a GenBank genome assembly.
AUGCUGCCCCUUUCCCUUCUCAAGACUGCCCAAGGUCACCCAAUGCUUGUGGAACUGAAAAAUGGGGAGACUUAUAAUGGCCAUUUGGUCAAUUGUGAUACAUGGAUGAACAUCCAUCUCAGAGAAGUCAUCUGCACCUCUAAAGAUGGAGAUAGAUUUUGGCGUAUGCCUGAGUGCUACAUUCGUGGCAAUACCAUUAAGUACCUUCGGGUUCCUGAUGAGGUUAUUGACAAAGUCCAGGAGGAAACUAAGAGCCGUGCUGAUCGCAAACCCCCUGGUGUGGGACGUGGAAGGGGAAGAGGUAGGGAAGAUGGUCCUGGAGGACGUCAAACAAAAGGAAUUGGGCGUGGCCUUGAUGAAGGUGGACCAAAAGGACAAGGAGGAGGUCGAGGUAGGGGUGGUCCAGGUGGAAAGCCAGGUGGAAACAGAGGUGCAGGGCGAGGCAGGGGUUAA